AUGUCGGCGAGUCUGCAGAUUUGCGGGCUGGUAGCAGGCGUGCUGUCGUGGUGUCUCCAGUCCAGCUGCACGUCGUCGCAGCUGUGGAAGGUCCGGAGUCAGGCCGAGUCUCUGAGUAGCAGCCAGUGGCAGUUUGAAGGCCUCUGGAUGAGCUGCGCCGCCACCUCGCUGGGAACGUUGCAGUGCACCAAGUUCAAAACGCUGCUCGGCCUGCCAGUGCACGUUCAGGCGUGUCGCGCUCUCAUGUUGUCAUCUCUGGUGGUGGGUCUGGCCUCCGUCAUCGUGGCCAUUUUGGGCCUCAAGUGCAGUCGUGUGGGCGGCUCCUCGGAGCAAGCCAAAGGGCAAUUUACGCUAAGUGGAGGGGUCAUGUUAAUCCUGUCAGGUGUGACUACCCUGAUCGCCGUGUCUUGGUAUGCUGGUAGGGUGAUCAGUGACUUCUACAAUCCGCUAUAUAACGGUGUCAGGUUCGAGCUAGGCACGGGUCUGUAUCUGGGCUGGGCGGCAUCCGGUCUGGCGUUCUUGGGCGGUGCAAUGCUGUGUUGCUCCUACAGGAGAAGCUCCUCGCCUCCCGAACGACAUUUUUCAUACAACUACUCCAAAAGCAGUCAAAGUCACAACAUGAACAUCUACAAAGCGGCACACGUCAUGGAUGACGGCGGCGGGAGCGCCAAAGCUUACGUGUGA
Messenger RNA from Nerophis lumbriciformis (worm pipefish), 684 nucleotides. Lineage: Eukaryota; Metazoa; Chordata; Actinopteri; Syngnathiformes; Syngnathidae. The record is from RefSeq and is a predicted model, not a curated record.